Messenger RNA from Pteronotus mesoamericanus, 1774 nucleotides. It is a transcript of the gene IGSF6, whose product is annotated as immunoglobulin superfamily member 6. Bases 6 to 752 code for a protein of 248 amino acids. Lineage: Eukaryota; Metazoa; Chordata; Mammalia; Chiroptera; Mormoopidae. The record is from RefSeq and is a predicted model, not a curated record. The transcript is spliced from 6 exons.
UUUAAAUGCAUACUCCUCACCACACAUACACAGAUAUGGAGGCUGUGAGAGCAGUCAAGAUCAUUCUCGGUCUGGAAAUCAGUAUGACUCUGUUUUAUGUCGGUGCUGCAGGCAACUGUACCAUCUCUGUCUCUCAACCACCUGUCCUCGAAGUGGACUACACUCAAGUGGCUGUGACCGUGCCCUGCUCCUUCUCUGCAGCGGGGUGCCCUUCCAAGCAACCCAGCAACCUGUGGUUUCGCUACGGAGCUCACCAGCCAGAGACUCUCUGCUUGGAUGGGUGCACAAGUGAGACAGACAAAUUUACAGUGAGGAGGGACCUGGCACAAAACCAGGUCUCCCUCACGGUCAACAGGCUGACAUCCAACGACAGUGCCAUCUACAUCUGUGGAAUAGCUUUUCCCAGUUCACAGGACCCGAGGGCCAAGCAAGCUGGAGCCGGGACGGUGCUGGUAGUGAGAGAAAUGAAAGGUCUAGGCAAGGAACUGCAGGGCCUCCUGAUCGCUCUGCUAUCACUGCUCUCCAUCUACGUUGCUGGUGUACUCGUGAUCUUCAUCAUCCUCUCCAAAUCAAAAUCUAACACUUUAAGAAGCAAAGAAAAAGAAGAUUCCCAAAAGAAAAAGAGUGCUAGGCGUAUUUUUCAGGAAAUUGCUCAAGAACUUUAUAAUAAGAAAUAUGUGGGAACAAGCCAACAACACGAGAAAGACACUUAUGAAAACAGAAGAGUGCCUGACAACUACGAAAGACCAUAGAAAUGCUUUAAUUUUCAAUUAAGUCCUGAAAAUCCAUAAGUUACUGCAGUGUUAAUGAACAUACACCCAUCAGGACUUUAAAAACACAAUCAAAGAUAAAUGGAAAAGACGAAUGGCUACAAGAUGCCAGAGUACAAGGAAACAACAACUAACAAUAAUUACCAAAAUACUAAAAUGAAAUCAAACUGCAAAUACUUUCCAAAAUCACUAAAAUUCUAAGCAGUCUAACAUUUUCAGAAAAUUCCGUUUUUAUAACAUUCAUCUUAUAUAUUGUUUUAUUCAACAUAUGAAGUGUGUGAUGACUAUUAUCCUGAAGAUCUGAAGCCACACCACAUGCCUCAGUUUGAGUGGAAACUGUGCAAGUGACAGGCCAAUCAGACUAAGUUGGGAGGGAGGGAGAAGAAAGGGAGGAAGAAAGUGUCAAAACCUGAGCUAAAGAAAAAUCAUCUUGCAGAGUACCUGGGAGUAAAAAUGAUCUCCUUUAGUACUGUCAUGGACAAUGGUACAAUGCACUCUCCUGCCAGGUUGUACAAAUGACUCACAUCACACUGCCAACAAAAGGUGAGACUAGAAUAGAACAUAGUAAAAAGAUGGUAAUUAAAAUAUAGAAAAUCCAAGGCAGAAGGCUAAACAGAGAAAACCUCAAAACGAAUACACCACAGCCAACUUCAUAUGUCAGAAUUAUGCCCAAUAGCUGCAGGGAAGGAGUGGGCAACACCUUGUACUUCACAGUGUCUAAGCUGUAACCAAUUUAGGAGGGAAAUAUCAGACAAAGGGCUGAUUCAGGAAGAAUGUUUAUGGAACUCAUUACCAUCUCAUCAAGAAAACUUUCUAUGACUUGUUCCUUGAAAGUUACUUCAGUGCAAAAAAAAAAAAAUCUAUUUAAAGUACCCACAAGUGUACAUUCACUAAAUAUGAGUUACAACCUAUUACUUUACUUCAGUGGUUUCUUUUAAAAUGGUAUUAAAUGAGGUAUAUUCUUAUUUCUUUUUAAAGAUUUUUAGUUAUUUACUUUUAAAGAG